AAACCACUUUCCGUCUGCUAAAAAAGCAAAGCACGCUGAACCCUGAAUACCAGUCAGUGUGCUACAGCCGCUGAAAUUCCAAAGAGAGGCUUCGGAUCUUCACCUUCUUUUUCUUCUUCUUCUUCUUCUUCUUCUUCUUCUUCGUCCUUAGAUUUUUAUCGGUACUGGUUUUUACGAUCUGAUAGCUCUCUGGCGUCAGAGCUAUUCUACUUAGAUUUUUCAUUUCCGUGCGUUUGAGUGGGAAGAGAGCAAAUGGCGAAUAUAGAUAUUGAUGGAAUCUUGAAGGAGCUUCCUAACGAUGGCCGGGUUCCUAAGACCAAGAUUGUUUGCACUCUGGGACCGGCAUCGCGUGCGGUGCCUAUGCUCGAGAAGUUGCUGAGGGCUGGGAUGAAUGUUGCCCGCUUCAAUUUCUCUCACGGUACACAUGAGUAUCAUCAGGAGACAUUGAACAAUCUCAAAAUAGCUAUGCAGAACACCGGCAUACUCUGUGCCGUCAUGCUCGAUACCAAGGGACCUGAGAUUCGAACUGGUUUCCUCAAGGAUGGGAAACCUAUUCAACUUAAGGAAGGCCGAGAAAUCACUGUGACUACUGAUUAUGAAGUCAAGGGCACUGAGGAUAUGAUCACCAUGAGCUACAAAAAGUUGGCUGUGGAUCUGAAACCUGGAAAUACCAUCUUAUGUGCAGAUGGCACAAUCACCCUUACCGUGUUGUCUUGUGAUCCUGCCACUGGAACUGUGAGAUGUCGCUGUGAAAACACUGCAAUGCUUGGUGAGAGAAAGAAUGUCAAUCUCCCUGGUAUUGUAGUGGAUCUUCCCACACUUACUGAAAAGGAUAAGGAAGACAUCUUAGGUUGGGGAGUUCCCAACAACAUUGAUAUGAUUGCUCUUUCGUUUGUACGCAAAGGCUCAGAUCUUGUUAAUGUUCGUAAUGUCCUUGGGCCACAUGCAAAGCAGAUAAAAUUAAUGUCAAAGGUUGAGAACCAAGAGGGAGUCAUCAACUUUGAUGAGAUCUUGCGUGAGACUGACGCCUUCAUGGUUGCCCGUGGUGAUCUUGGAAUGGAGAUUCCAGUUGAGAAGAUUUUCCUGGCACAAAAGAUGAUGAUAUACAAGUGUAAUCUUGCAGGCAAGCCUGUAGUUACUGCCACUCAAAUGCUUGAAUCCAUGAUCAAGUCCCCCAGACCAACACGUGCUGAGGCUACGGAUGUGGCUAAUGCUGUCCUUGAUGGAACUGAUUGUGUCAUGCUCAGUGGUGAGAGUGCAGCUGGGGCUUAUCCAGAGCUUGCUGUGAAGAUCAUGGCUCGAAUUUGUAUCGAAGCAGAAUCCUCUCUUGAUUAUGGGGCUAUAUUUAAAGAGAUGAUAAGAUCAACUCCACUUCCAAUGAGCCCAUUGGAAAGUCUUGCAUCCUCUGCUGUACGAACUGCUAAUAAAGCUAAAGCAAAACUCAUUGUUGUGCUUACACGUGGUGGGACAACAGCCAAGUUGGUGGCCAAGUACAGACCUGCUGUGCCUAUCCUAUCGGUGGUGGUACCUGUCUUGACAACUGAUUCAUUUGACUGGAGCUGCAGUGAUGAGAGGCCAGCUAGGCAUAGUUUGAUUCAUAGGGGCUUGAUUCCCAUCCUGGCAGAAGGAUCAGCAAAGGCUACUGAUGCAGAAUCUACUGAGGUAAUCCUAGAAGCUGCUAUGAAGUCAGCAACAGAGAGAGGGUUGUGCAAGCCUGGUGAUGCUGUUGUGGCUCUUCAUCGCAUUGGUGCUGCCUCUGUUAUCAAGAUAUGCAUAGUAAAAUGAUGUAAGCCUUGAUUGGCUUAGAAGAAAGUGGCUGCACUGGUCAGGCCUUUUAUCUUUGUUUUAGAGAUCUUUUAUGCUUGAGCUAUUUCUCCUUUACGGUUGUAGAGGAUCUGACGAUUAAGCUAUUACCUAGUUGUUCUCUGCUACAGUGUACCCUGUUUUUGUUGAUUUUCCCUAUGUUUUCCCAAGAGCUCAUGAUAUGGUGCAUUCCAUCAUGCAGCCUGGUUUUAAAAUAACAGACAGUUAUUCCAUAUUAAUUCUGGU
This is a messenger RNA of Rubroshorea leprosula, 2049 nucleotides long. Lineage: Eukaryota; Viridiplantae; Streptophyta; Magnoliopsida; Malvales; Dipterocarpaceae. The record is from the annotation of a GenBank genome assembly.